Messenger RNA from Salvelinus namaycush (lake trout), 2002 nucleotides. RefSeq names its product protein SSXT-like. The coding region runs from base 98 to 1237 and encodes 379 amino acids. Gene Ontology annotation, biological process: positive regulation of transcription by RNA polymerase II. The record is from RefSeq and is a predicted model, not a curated record. Lineage: Eukaryota; Metazoa; Chordata; Actinopteri; Salmoniformes; Salmonidae. Gene Ontology annotation, cellular component: nucleus. The transcript is spliced from 11 exons. Gene Ontology annotation, molecular function: transcription coactivator activity.
UUCUAGUUCAUAUUCUAAACUGCCUGGUUUGAGUUCUACAUAUUUUUUAGCUGUUUAGUUCUAUGUUUUAGUUUAUUUCGCUUAAUAGCAAAUCACCAUGUCGGUGGCGUUUGCACCUCAUAGACAACGUGGAAAGGGUGAUAUAACACCCACUGGAAUUCAAAAGUUACUGGAUGAAAACAAUCAGCUGAUUCAAUGUAUAAUGGACUUCCAGAGCAAAGGAAAGACGGCAGAAUGUUCACAGUACCAGCAGAUGCUCCACAGAAAUUUAGUUUACCUGGCCACAAUAGCAGACUCCAAUCAGAACAUGCAGUCUCUGCUCCCUGCUCCUCCUACUCAGAACAUGCCCAUGGGCCCUGGUGGGAUGAACCAGAGCGGAGCGCCGGGCCCCCAGCCCCCCCACGGACACAACAUGCCCUCUGAGGGCAUGGUCAGUGGCGGACCCCCAGCCCCACACAUGCAGAGCCAGAUGAACGGACAGAUGCCUGGGCCUAAUCACAUGCCCAUGCAGGGCCCUGGGCCGGGUCCCAACCAGCCCCCCAACAUGCCUGGCAGCGGCUCCAUGAACAUGCCCCCCAGCAGCCAUGGCUCUAUGGGCGGCUACAACCACGCUGUGCCCUCCUCUCAGAGCAUGCCUGCCCAGGGCCAGAUGAACAUGACCCAAGGACCCAUGGGUAACUACGGCCCCCGGCCCAACAUGAACAUGCAGCCUAACCAAGGCCCCAUGAUGCACCAGCAGCCUCCCUCCCAGCAGUACAACAUACCCCCUGGAGGUGGCGGGCAGCACUACCAGGGCCAGCAGAACCCCAUGGGCAUGAUGGGCCAGGGGAACCAUGUGAUGGGGCAGAGGCCCAUGCCCCCUUACAGACCCCCACAGCAAGGACCCCCUCAGCAGUACCCAGGGCAGGAAGACUACUAUGGGGACCAGUACAGUCACGCAGGACAGGGAGCCUCAGAAGGUAAUGCCCAGUAUGGCCAGCAGCAGGAGGCCUACCAGCAAGGUCCUCCCCAGCAGCAGGGCUACCCCCCACAGCAGCAGUACCCCGGACAGCAGGGAUACCCUGGACCGCAACAGGGCUACGGUCCGUCCCAGGGAGCCCCAGGCCAGUACCCCCAGGGUUACCCCCAGGGUCAGGGGCAGCAGUACGGGGCCUACCGGGGCCCCCAGCCCGGCCCCCCUCAGGCCCAGCAGCAACGCCCAUACCCAGGCUACGAUCAGGGACACAUGAGGAAAUAAAGACCCAGGGAUUUGAACCCCUGACUAGUUCUGUAAGAAGCAAAGGGUCAAUAUGGAAAUUACCAGCAAUGAGAGAUGGUCAUGGCAGUCACUCAGUCAGUCACCAAGAGCCCUGCUCUGACCUCUAACCUCUGACCUCUGUACAACUGUUAUCUGGACUUUUAUAACGGCUGCAGCUCACAGAGACGCCCACACACACACACACACACACACACACACACACACACACUUUGCCCUCUGUAUCCCCUAUGUCUGGGCCUUAUGUAAUGAGAUGAUUGUGUUCACUUCCAUUUCUCCCGUUCUGGUCUGAGUUAAGUCUCAAAGCAGCAAUGCCUUAAAACCAAACAGAGCUGCCUUAUCCAGAGCACUGCAGAUUGCGAAAAGGGCAAGAAAUUACACGUAAAAUUCAUUUUGUCUAUAUCACAGAGGACAGAAGUAUACAGAACUGAACUUCACACUCUUGUAUGGCAAUGUUUCUCCAUCUAAUAGCCCCCUUUUCAUAAGAAGCAAUAAUGCCAAUGGGAAGUGGAGGGGUGGGACGAGGAUGGUGUGAGGAGAUUUUACACCAGAAACAAAAUUCUGUAAGGCUAUGUUAUAUGUCAAGGUCAACAUAUGUGAUGAUGAUGUAAACAUGUAUUUUAUGAUUUUUAGAUGGAGCUAAUUUUGUAUAAGAAUUUGGAGUACUGUUGAAUAUUGUUUCUUUUUUCCUCCUGAAGUGUUAUGUCUCUUGAUGUAAAUUGUGAUUAACAUUGUUUUCAUCUGCUA